This is a messenger RNA of Syngnathoides biaculeatus (alligator pipefish), 3541 nucleotides long. RefSeq lists its product as uncharacterized. The record is from RefSeq and is a predicted model, not a curated record. The transcript has 5 exons. Lineage: Eukaryota; Metazoa; Chordata; Actinopteri; Syngnathiformes; Syngnathidae. Gene Ontology annotation, cellular component: plasma membrane. Bases 61 to 828 code for a protein of 255 amino acids.
UUUGUGCGCCAGGUGCGAAAACUGGUUUUUGUUUGUUUGUUUGUUUUUCUCACCCUCAUCAUGCCCUCGGCUUCUAAAGCACAUGAGUCCAAAAUGGAUUUUACGGACGGAAGUUACCAGAUCAACUCGGGGGAUUUCCGGGGUGAGUGCCCACCUCCCCCCGCGCCUCGCUUGGGCAACCACAUCAUCAACACGGGCAACGGCCGCAGUGUGGGCACAACCAUUUCCUUGCGGUGCCCAACCAAACACAGGCUGGUUGGAGGCGAGCUCAAGUGCGUCAUGGAUGCCAACAUUCCCCGCUGGGUGGGGGAACUCUCCUGCAAACCUUUGUCGCUGUUCAAAGACAGUGGCUUCCGAGUGGCUGUCCUCGCGUCCAUUGUCAGCGUUGGCAUCAUACUCAUCAUGUCGAUGAUGUUCAUCACCUGCUGUAUUUUGGACUGCGUCCAAAAGAAUACGAAAAAAAAGCAGAGCAGGGAUUCAUUCAAAAUACAUUUUGAAGAUGGCAUAUCCUGCUAUAGCCUUGAAGACGGAUGCGACGCGGUCAUCCCAGAGAACCUCGGUGACAGCAGUCCUCCUCAAUGGAUUACUUAUGGUCUUGGUCAAACAAACACCCCCGUGCGCCCACAUCCUUCUGGAUUCUAUGAUAACCAACAUCCAGCCCCUCAAAAAUCUGAUCGCGUACAGGUCUUCGGUCCACCUCAUUCCGUCGCCGUUUCAUCACGUUGCAAGUGCUCAAGCUCCCGUCUGGUUCGGAUCCCCGUUGAAGAAACUGAUUUGGUUUGGCAGCCCAACACCCAGCAGCUACGUUCAACACAAACGAAUGCUUGAAUCUCAAAAAAAUGUCGAUAACGUCAACAAGGCGGGAAUACAGUAACCCCUGGGACCAAGCACAAGGAUAAUGGCCACUGUGUCGAAAAAUGUUCUAAUCCAGAGGACCUAUAUUUUAUUUAUAUAUCACACAAACGUAGCUAAUAAUUCAUAAAAAUGUUUUUUUUAAACUUCUCAACACAUCGGAAAUGAAAUUAAUUAGUGCCGAAGUGCACAUUUUCUUUGUAAUCCGAAUGCCUCCGAUGUCUGUUUCAAACCGAGGCUCUGUUGAAGUUGCUUCCGUGCGACGUCACGCCAAGACAACACCAGUACAGAAAUGGCUUCAUAUCCAAAAGACAUUCCGCGAGUGGGAUCUCGAGGAGAUAGACAGCAGUGAUGAAGACCUUUUUAUGGAAUGCUCUGUGGAAGCGAGAGGAACUUCCCCUGUUCGAUAACCAUUGCAGCAGAUGACGAAUGCAACACAAGGACGGGAUUCGGCGAGACCUGACGAACUUGACGUGGAACUUCGUUUAAACGUCUAAUGUCUGAUGCUGCUUGGACACAACAGUGAGUCGUUUGUUGCUGUCGUACUCGCGGCUGCGUCGGCGUAAAACAAAAAUCAAAACCUUUGGUAUCGUUCUGCGUUUAAAGAUUGAGGUCGUAUUUUAAAUAAUGCACCUAACACUUGAGAGCGCACACCGCCGUAGUCGGAUUUCAGGAAGACCUCGCCGUCAACAGUACACUAACUCUAUACGGUGUCCAAAUUUCGUCACCUUCUAAACAUCACAUGGAUACGGAUAUUAGCUGACAUAUAUAUCUGUAUCGCUCUUGUACUUACGUUUAAAAUGAGGUAAAUACUAAACAAUUGAACACGUACGUACUUACUUGCUACCGAAGCCAAGUGAUCGCUGUACCGGGUUUUCUAAGCAGUCCUCCGUGAAAUGCUCGGACCAUAUUACUGUCCACUUUGAUUUGCAAGUCCAUUUUGUCUUCACAAACCUGGUCCAUAACCUGCACAUCUGUUCAUCUUUCGCCCAAUCAUGUACCAUCAACGUUUGACGCAGAGUAGCCGUAUAAAACACACUUCCUCGAUCAUCUUUGCUAGCUUUUUCACACCAAAUUUUAUCAUGACGUGACGUUACAUUCCAGGGAGUUACGAAACUUGCCGAAUCUGGGUGACAUUUCAAACAAAAUCAUGAGACUGACUUUGACGGUAAUUUAUUUCAUUUCUGUUGAGAAUUUUUACAAAUAUUUCUUCAUGAAAUUUUAGCUACAUUUUUAUGAUAGACAAAAUACAUUUCCUCCGGAUUAGAUCUUUAAAAUUGCCCAUAUUGUUUUAACCCCGGACUACGAUCCCAUAAAGCUCUUCGCGCAUGACCCUUAAAAACAAAUUGGUUAGAUUGAUGAUUGAAAUUUUGUACAAGUACGCUGAAUUUCUGAAAGGCAUUUAUUGUAAACGACACAAUUUUGAGUUAGGCAUUUACGAUACCUUACAUUGAGCAGCUAGCCAAAGUUCCUGCGCACGUUCCUCUCCAUCUCGAUUAGCUCACCACCGGGUCCACGCCGCUUUCUCCAGGGUCAGCCGCACAAGCCGCCUCCACAGACUGUCGGACCUCAAAUGGACUUUUUGUCACUGCUGUUUGCUAUCAAGACUGCCAGUCUUGAGUUGGUGGCCGAUCCUAGCUACUUCUCCAAACACUCAGUUGAUCAAAGGGUUGUGGGCGUGAAUACGGGCUGAUGUGCACCCUGAACUGGUCGCCAGCCAACCACAUGGCACACACAAACAAUCAAUCAUCCCCGUUCACAAUCACAUUCGUCUUAAAUCAACCUACCAUGCAUUACUUUUAGAAUUUGAGAGAAAACACACGCAGGCACGGUGAGAGGAUGCAAACUCAACACAGCUGGAGCCAGGAUUUGAACCCAAGUCCUCAGAAACGUAAGAAACUUGUUGACCAGUUGGUCACUGCGCCGACUAUGUGCUGAAAAACAAAGGCCUCAAAAGAUUCAGGCCUUUGACAUCUUACACAACUUUUAUCAGGAGUAGUUCCUAUAAACAGAAAUGUCUUGUUCUUCGUUCUUGUUGAUUUGUACUUUGUUUUGAAUGUCCGACAGCCGGAGAAAAAUCCCUUUUUACACACUUGGCCAAUAAAGCAGAUUCUGAGAAAAAAAAAAUCAUUUCAGGGCAAGGAUUUCAGUUCUGAGAGUAUCGGUGUGGAAUAAUGGCAGAGUGAAGUGGUUUUUGCCGCACUCAUAAAUGUGGGACUCUCGUCCUUUUUGUCCUUUGUCAAUAUUUGGAAAAUAUAUACAAAAAUCACAAUUUCAUCCAAAGCAUUUCGAAAUGUGCAAGGACCCAUUUUCAUCUUAGAAAAACCUCUACUGUAAUUUCAAGAGGCUUUUGUUGACUUUUGUAUCCACUGUAGCCUCCCUUCACCUCCUUUUCUUGAUAAUUGUAUAACUGUGUUGUGCUAAUAGAAAUAAUACAUAAAUUACUUUUUUAUUGAGUUUUUUGCAAUGGGUAACGUUUUAUUGGCUUGAGCACCUUCCCUCAAAAAUGUCUGUGCACAUGCCUGCACGCAGAACGAUCCCAUAGUAAAUACAGGAAACAUCAAUAUCUUACUCUAAACUGCACAACUCUUUCUUGAUAAUUGUAUUACUGUGUUGUACUAAUAGAAAUACAUAAAUUACUUUUUUAUUGAGUUUUUUGCAAUGGGUAACUUUUUAUUGGCUUGAGCAC